Molecule: messenger RNA, 681 nt
Organism: Tetrahymena thermophila SB210
Lineage: Eukaryota; Ciliophora; Oligohymenophorea; Hymenostomatida; Tetrahymenidae
Product: polyadenylate-binding protein
Exons: 1
Molecular function (GO): RNA binding
Source: RefSeq, a predicted model, not a curated record
AUGUAAUAAACCACCACCACUUAAGAUAAAAGGACUCUUUUGAAUAAGGAAAUUAAAUAUGUUAAUUAAUAAAACGAGGAUGAACUUAAGCAAAAGAAAAAGUAUAUCUUAUUUAUUCAUAAUGUUCCUUAAGACCUCGAAACUAGUGCUUUACACAAUUUUAUGUCUAAUUAUGGUGAAAUUAUCAAUCUUAAGCUUAAGAAGACCGAACAAAACAAGAAUUUAGGUUAUGGUAUCGUUGAAUUCAAAACUGAAGAAGCCUACAAUAAAAUUUUCAAAGAACAGGAGUUAAAUGGUAAGAUUUCUAUUCCAAACUCUAACAUAUCUAUCAAUGUCUAAAAGUUCAACGAUAGCAACAGAAAAAAGGCAAACAGAUUACUCGUUCUUAAUUUAUUCGAACAAGAAAUCCCAGCUGAUUAAAAGGAAUAGAAGGCUUAAUAAAUCAACAUCAUUUUCGAGCAAAUUAAGAAAGACCUUUAAGUUCCUCAUUUCAAAUUCUACACUGAAUACAACCAUAAAUAGAAGAAUUUCUGGGUCGUUUUUGAUUUCUAAUACGAUGAUGAUAAGCAAGAAGAGCAUAUUUAUAAGACUAUUAAGGAAAAAGUUGAAAAGAACUUCUCAUAUUCAGGAGCCUAAAACAAGGGACCUUCUAUUAUCUUCAAAUCUAAUGAAAAAAAGUGA